AUGGCAGAGUCAACAUUGGUCUCAUUCAGGAGGACGAUUGCAACACACCUCACGGGGAUACUAGGCCAGUCUAUCGAGAGUCUUUUGCCGCUGGUCCAACAGAACACCAGUCAUCGCAAGGCGUCGCAUAGCGUCUUUUCUGUAGUUAUCAAACGACUACAGCAGCUUCAGAGCAGGAGCAGUGGUGAUGGAACGGCGGCAGUGUUGGAUGAGCAGGUCUUGGAAAGAUGCUGCACAGAACUGUCGGCUGAUACGCGGGAGUGUAUUGUCAGAACGUUGCAGGAUGAGAACGCGUUCUGUAGUUUGAGACGAACCGUCCUGACGGGAUUUGUGGCUCGCUUCCUGUUGUCUAAAUCGAGCGGUGCAGCAAAUGUCAAGGUUCUUGCCGAUCUCGGAAGGGAUGAGUUCUUGCAGGAUCUGGAUGUCGAAUCGCCAACAUUAUCUGAUACUAUCAACGACAGUGGCGACGGAUAUCUGGAAACCAUUAAACACGCACUUCAGACAGGACCAGAGAUCAAGGCACAGUGGAGCAACACAGAAGCUGGUGCAUGGGUCGUAGACAUGUCUGCUCAGAAACUGGGACAGGUCAAGGUGUUUUCGUCGUCAAGGACAGGAUUAACUUCAGAUGAGAAAGCGAAGGAGAUGGGAGAUCCGACGGCGGUGAUUGAGACGCUAGUUCGGAUGGCGCGGCAGUUUGCGCGGUACGGUGGUGGUGGUGGUGGUGGUGAAGGAGAGAUGCGGUAUAUCUGGGUGAUACCAGAUGGACGACGGUUGUUUGCGGAGCAGGUGUUGUUCUUGGCUCGGACCAUCUUCCCAGGAGUGGGACGGCGGUUACAGAGCGAUGGGGAGGUUGAUUGCUCGAUAUCUGAGGACGAACCGGAAAGGAAAAAACGGGCAGGCGCAACAGCAGCAGAAUCGGAUGUCGUAAAGGACUCGAGAUCAUCGGUGAAAGCAAAGUCGUGGGCUGAUUCGGUGGAGGUGAUGUAUUAUGGACCAGCUAUGGGUGUUGAUCUGCCAAAGGAUUCGUCACUCUUCACCGCUGCAACUAGUAAUGGUGGAGGUGAGAUGAGUGAAGUUAUCGAUUACACGAACGUCAAGAUGCGCGAGGUCGUUGAACAGAACCGCGGUGGUGGCGGUGUUGGAGGAUACAGUGGCGCCUACGGCAACGAUGGCUACGACGCUGACGAUGGCGAUGAUGAAGGAAAUGGCGCUGAAGUGUUGGAUGAGGCGGAGCUGACAAGGAUGUCGAAUAUCUUGAGUCGAUCGGCGGUGGUAGUCUCGUGUUGUGGCGGGAAGAGGGCCCGGAAGCUGAAUGUCAGUAUGAGCAGAAUCUUGGACGGCAAGGCCUCCUACACCGAGUCCUUUGACCUGGCCCUCCUCCUAGCAGAGUACCCUGAGAUCCUUUCUGGCAUCCACGAAUCCCUCGACCCGUCUGUACUCGUCACCUAUUUAUUUAACCUGGCGGCGAUGGUGGGUCAGGCGAACAGGGUGUUGAGGGUGAAGGGGAUGGAGGUGGAAGUUGCGGAGGCGAGGUGGUUGGUGUUUUGGGCGGCCAAGAGGGUUUUUGAGGAGGGGUUGAUGUUGCUGGGGUUGGAGUUUUUGGAGCGGAUGUAA
This is a messenger RNA of Linnemannia hyalina, 1614 nucleotides long. The record is from the annotation of a GenBank genome assembly. NCBI's taxonomy places the organism in Eukaryota, Fungi, Mortierellomycota, Mortierellomycetes, Mortierellales, Mortierellaceae.